GGUCCAGGGUGCCGAACCCCGCCGUGCCGCCGCUCCCCUGACCCGCCGCUCGCACCCACCGUCCUGGGAGGGGAGGAAUUGCCAAGCCCAGAACUAACCUCGCCUCCAGAAAUAAGGACCCAGGAACACACCAGCGGAGAGCGGUCAGAAGGAGCCGCGCCGUCGAGAAUCAGGGGGUCCAGGCUGCCCUGGCCCCUCCAGGAGCUGGGAAGGAGGGAGGAGAGCAGGCUGGGAGCAGCCAGAAGACUGGCCAGCCUGGCUUUUGUGACCUCACAGGAGGGCUGUGAGUGACUGUUCUCUAGGGGACCUCGGUCCCCCUGGAGGCCAGACAGAGCCUUCCCCCAGGGUAGGGGCAGACGGCCCCUCUAGGAGGGAGCCGCCCAGAGAUCAGCAGCUCCAUGUAGGUCCACAGUUAAGUUGGGAGGACCCACCAUGAAGAAAGGCAAGAGGAAGAGCUCCAAGGCCCGACGCCGUGGCUCUACUUCCCAGCAUGCUAGCUCUGAGUCCACUCCGCAGCAGCAACAGAGCAACGAGCCCAGCCCCCAACAGUCCAGCAGUGGAGCUGCACAGCAGCAGACCAACCCUGGGGGCACUACACAGCAGUCCAGUCCCGGGGCCACCCAACAACCGCCCAGCUCUGGAGCCAUCCUGUCGCAGCCCACCUCGGGGCCCACCCCACCCCAGGCCGAUUCCGGCACCAGUUCGCCAACCAACUCUGACUGCACCCCUCAACAGCUUGCAAUCAAGACUUCCAAAACUACACACAAAGUCAGCCAUUCGGCUCGAUGCGUGUCAUCUCAGGAAAACAUCGCAAAAGGCUCUCGGUGCAGGAAAACAGAGCCUCGCGAGGGCAUGCCACCCGCCUGUUCCUGCUCCGCUUGCCCCGGCAACGCUGCCUGCUGGCGCCACCUGGGCCUGUGCCACAGCCGCAUCUUCGAUGUCCUCCUGCCUCGAGCCUGGCCCACCAUGGCAGGGAGAGACCUCCCGAACCUCCUCACCUUCUACAGAAGACCUGCAAGAAAACACGCCGCCUCUCAUCGUCAUGCACGUGCUCCAAGCUCUCGGGACUGCUGCUGUAGCUCUGGGGGCCCUGGGCGCUGCCUAUUACAUCACUGAAUACCUGUGACCAAGCCCCCAGGCCCGCGGUCCGGCAGAUCCAGUUUCCAUCAAGGAUCUCUCUUGUCACCAAAAUAGAACUACGACCCCCCCAAAAAGUCUGGGGUUUUU
Molecule: messenger RNA, 1227 nt
Organism: Talpa occidentalis (Iberian mole)
Lineage: Eukaryota; Metazoa; Chordata; Mammalia; Eulipotyphla; Talpidae
Gene: SPATA3
Product: spermatogenesis associated 3
Exons: 5
Coding region: 433-1116 (227 amino acids)
Source: RefSeq, a predicted model, not a curated record